Molecule: messenger RNA, 1212 nt
Organism: Ictalurus furcatus (blue catfish)
Lineage: Eukaryota; Metazoa; Chordata; Actinopteri; Siluriformes; Ictaluridae
Gene: mrpl15
Product: mitochondrial ribosomal protein L15
Exons: 6
Coding region: 109-1107 (332 amino acids)
Biological process (GO): translation
Cellular component (GO): mitochondrial large ribosomal subunit
Molecular function (GO): structural constituent of ribosome
Source: RefSeq, a predicted model, not a curated record
UGCACUUCCUUAUCUUGCUAGAUGUUUUUCCGGUGCGCUGUACCACGUGUCUGUCCGCCAUGACACUUGCCCUUGAUUAGGUUGUCUAGCAAAUGUGCAGCAAGGCAAAUGUCUGCGUCCAAGACCACAGGUGGCAAAAGUAUAGACAUUUUAAGAAAUUUACCACGGAUAACCCUAGCUAACCUUCGGCCAAAUCCUGGUGCAAGGAAAAAUGAAAAGCGUCGGGGCCGGGGGAUGCAUGGUGGGAAUAAAAGCGGACGGGGUCACAAAGGUGAGCGGCAGCGUGGGAAUCGUCCCCGCCUAGGCUUUGAAGGAGGCCAAACCCCAUUCUACCUGCUCAUUCCUAAAUAUGGCUACAAUGAGGGGCACAGCCGUCGCCAGCAGUACCCGCCACUCACUCUGAGGAGGCUGCAGUAUUUAAUAGACCUUGGCCGUGUGGAUCCAUCCCAGCCCAUAGACCUCACGCAGCUGGUCAACGGCAGAGGAGUCACGAUCCAACCGCUCAAACGUGACUAUGGGGUCCACCUAGUAGAAGAGGGAGCUGACAUCUUCUGUGCUAAGGUGAACCUGGAGGUUCAGCGUGCUUCUGAAGCUGCCAUUGCUGCAGUCGAACGCAAUGGUGGUGUAAUCUCAACCAGCUACUACGACCCUCGCAGCCUAGGUGAGUCACACAGUGUACAUAAACAUAGGAGCUGGAGCGUAAAAUAUGGAACUACUGGACUGCAUAAAAGACAUGGCACAGCAACGGUUGUUUGCAAAAUAUGCAAAGAAAUCCUUGUCAAACCAGUGCCAUUCUUCAUGACCGGCCAGCCCAUUCCUAAGCGGAUGCUUCCCGGUGAAGACCUCCUUCCAUACUACAUGGAUGCUAAUAACCGUGGUUAUCUUGCUGAUCCAGAGCAGAUCCAGGCCGCUCGGCUUGCGCUGGCAAAGAAAUACGGCUACACAUUACCAGACGUAUCAACGGAAACAAUAUGCAAAAUGUUAGCAGAGAGGAAGGACCCGCGACAGAUCUUUUUUGGUUUGGCCCCAGGCUGGGUAGUAAAUUUGGCAGAGAAAAAGAUCCUUAAACCCACUGACAAGGAUGUAUUGAAGUACUACAGUUCAUAAUAUGUAAUGUGGCUUAAUGACACACAAAAGCCAGUUUUCUGAGUGAUAUUUGUGUAAAUAUGUAUUUCUUUUGUUAAUCAGUAAUAAAUUGUCACCAUGCUUAAA